GUCACUUCCAGCUUGUAAUAGGAAGGAGAGGAGGUGCAUUUUCUGUCUCUGAUAUCCGGUGGUACCGGUAACUGUUGCAGGUGACCACUCCAGGUAUAUCUGGUUCUGAUUAAGAACGUCCAAAUCGAUAACUUUGGUGAAAACCAGAAACCAAUCCAUCGGCUUUAACAACGCCCCGAACAAUAUAGAUCGAGAGGAAGAAGAGAAAAGUCGCAUUGUUUUUGUUUUUGAACGAAAGAUUGCCUGCCGCCGGGAUAAAGGAUUUACAUACACCGUUACUUUAUCAUAUCUCAUUGAAUGAAACUUGAGAUGUUAUUCCGCCUUUGAAAGUCGCUCCGAACCGUUGAAAAGAUCUUAUUAAGAUACCAUACUGUCUUUCUCUCUCCUAACAUGUACAGAACUCCUUAACGAUCCGCCGGACACCUUGAUUGACAAUUUCACCCUAGACACGGACACUUUUCACGCCCGAUUUUCCCUGACGUUCGCCUGUUCCUACUGACACUUGUAAUUUGCGUGAUUCUCUUCAGUUGUUGUGCAAUGUCAUUCGAAGAAUAACUUAAUUAACGUUUCGCCUUUUUCUGCUCGUUCACUACAAACAAUUCGAUUUUGCGCAUCAUCAUGAUGAACUAUUCUUAUCUGAACUCAUCGUUUUCCGAUAUGACAUAUAACUUCACUGUCCCAAUGUCCAGUCAUAACGACACUUCAAAAUCAGCGAUGGGAGUAGUAACAGGAAUUAACGCAGUGCCGGAACUGCAAGCGUUUCAAAAAUCGUACCAACCAAUUCACGGUUAUUUGGCACCAAUUAUUUGUGUCUUUGGAGUGGUAGCAAAUAUUCUAAAUAUCGUGGUGUUGACCAGGAAAAAUAUGCAAACUUCUACUAAUGUAAUUUUGACGGGUCUUGCCAUUUCCGAUGGUUUAACAAUGGCGGCCUAUAUCCCUUAUGCUUUACUGUUGUACGUUAUUCACGGGACUAGAAUUACACCCAUAAGAGACUCAUACCAGGUGGCUCACUUCCAGAUGGGGUAUGCAUUGUUUAGUGUUGUCGUUCAUUCUAUUUCAAUUUGGCUAACGGUAACUUUGGCUUUGUUUCGAUAUAUUUUCAUCCGGCAUCCACGUCUUGGGGCCCAUUACUGUAACAUGCACAAGGCCAAGAUAGCCGUAAUUGCAGUGGUCAUCGUGGUGACUUUAGUGUGUGUUCCAUACUCUGUUAACCUUUCGAUAAGUUCCUCGUCGUUUACCGACCCUGAUGGUUUGAUACCAAAUGGAACAACUUUCCACAUUAAUAUGAAAAGAACCCACGACUAUGAGAAAGUUUUAUACAGUGUGAAUUUCUGGAUACAAGCAAUUCUUAUCAAACUCCUACCUAGUUUCUUACUGACCAUCUUCAGCAUCCUUUUAGUCAACACAAUGAGACGCGCCGAGAGGCGCAGAAAGAGGUUGCUGAAUAACGUCCCGAUGUCGGAAGAAAACGGCGCGACCAGCACAAGUAGCACGACUGUGUCGUCUCGAAAGCAGAAAAAGAGUCGAAGCAACCGAACGACUAAGAUGCUUUUAGCAGUGGUUAUAUUGUUCUUACUAACUGAAACUCCCCAGGGGGUUCUAAGUGUAAUGGGGGGUCUGGACGGAAGCUUUUUCGAGUAUAUUUAUAUGCCUUUGGGAGACCUGCUGGAUAUCAUCACACUGAUAAACAAUGGAAUAAAUUUUGUUUUAUACUGCACGAUGAGCAAGCAGUUCAGAGACACAUUCUUAAAAUUGUUCCUGAAAAACGUUCUCCAUCAGGAGUAUCGACGAACAAAGAACACUUAUACCACGGCCCAAGCUACUGUUGCUACUAACGAUUCGGACGUAUAGAGUUAAUAAGCGAUGACUUGUAUGAAACAAAACGGUGAGUCCAUAUAUUGUCACACUGGCAUGGCGAAGGGAAACAAUGUACAAUUAUAUUUUUGUUCAUUGUACAUAAAGCUUUUGUUGUGUUAAUAGAAUUUUCAAAAUGCUCAAAUAUCAUGACAUGUUGUGUUUGUCAUGCAUAUUUGCAUGACACGUGAGUAAAUGUAUAUAGUUUUUAAAGUGAAUGAGUUUCAUUAUAUGUUCAAAAUAAGUGUAAGAUUUUUCUACAUUAAUGAAUUGCUAAAGGAAUAAUUGCUGAUAAAUUAUUUGCUUUACUUAUAAUUACCACUCUCGAUGGGAGAUGUUUUUCUCUAAAAUGUUAAAUUAUUAUUAUUUUGUAGAAUCAGUUCUAGAAACUUAAUAUUUUGUUUCAAAGAGGAACGCAGUUAAUUAAAAUCUAUAAGAGCCUUCCACAGCCCAGACCAAAAAAAUCCGAUCUUUGUUCUUUUUAAUACAUUUUGUCAAAAGUUGCUUCUUUAAUUAAGAUCAAAUGUGCUCUGAUAUUUCAAUUUCCCGUAACCCAAAUUUUUGUCACAGGCCCCUGGUGUAAUUAAUUUUGUCAAGACUUGAUUGAAAAGAUUUUAAUUUUUUUUUUCUCGAUCCGCAAUCAUCUGUUAUGUGUUUUAGAUCUUUUCCCCGUAUGUGAGAAUAUUUUGUUCUUCUGAUUAAACGGGGAACAAUCUUGAGUCACGCUAAUACAUGUCUGGGUUGUUAUUUUUUGUUUCUCAAGUUUUAACUCUUUUUUUUUUCUAGAAUGAAUGUGUUUACUAUAGAUUAAGUAUAAUUGUAUAUUUUGACAGAGAAUGUGACAUAAAUUAAAUGCAUCUAUAUUGCAAUCAUUUCAUUGUAUAGACUAAGUAUCGUACAUACUUA
Magallana angulata is the source of this 2760-nucleotide messenger RNA. RefSeq names its product G-protein coupled receptor dmsr-1-like. Lineage: Eukaryota; Metazoa; Mollusca; Bivalvia; Ostreida; Ostreidae. Gene Ontology annotation, molecular function: G protein-coupled peptide receptor activity. The transcript is spliced from 4 exons. Gene Ontology annotation, biological process: G protein-coupled receptor signaling pathway. Bases 619 to 1851 code for a protein of 410 amino acids. The record is from RefSeq and is a predicted model, not a curated record. Gene Ontology annotation, cellular component: membrane.